UUGAAAGUGAAGGAUUCGUUGUUUAAUGGAGUGGAACUUGAAAGCUGCUUCCUGGGAUUUGAGUGAUUUUGUUGAGCAAACUGUGACAAACACAGAUGAAAUCUCUAAAGGAGAUUCCGAGGUUGAUUUGGAGCUCGGUCAAGUGGGAAAUUCAGGGGAAAUUCCGCCUGACAAAUGGAUGGGGGCCGGGGUUUUGAGCAUGGAGUCUUCGAGUUUUAAGAAGGCUCGAAUCAACGAUAUCGGGACUCGUCCGGUUUCGUGCGUCGUCGAUGAAUGCGAUUCGGACCUUAGUAAGUGCAGGGAGUACCAUAGGCGCCAUAAGGUGUGUGAGCUCCACUCUAAGACUGCACAAGUUAUGAUCAAUGGACUAAAGCAGCGUUUUUGUCAACAAUGCAGCAGGUUUCACUCACUGGAGGAGUUCGAUGAUGGGAAGAGAAGCUGCAGGACACGUCUCGACAGGCAUAACCGGAGGCGAAGGAAGCCUCAACCGGAUCCCCUCUUACAUUCUCGAACCGGUUUCUCCAAUUACCAAGGUUCUCAGAUGUUGCCAUUCUCUGGUUUGCAAGUAUAUCCAUCCACUUCUGUGGUGAAAGCUACUUGGCCUAGAGCAAACGACUCCGUGGCCGAAGCUUGCUGUCUUAACCCGAAGCAGCCGAUCAACUCGCCUGCAAAACAAAACCUUGUUCUAGGAUCCCCUUCAAGCAACUACAGAGAAGGUAAGCAAUGCAUGCUCCUGCAAGGGGAGGAUCAAACACCUGUGAAAGCUUCCGUAUGCCAGCCAGUUCUUGGGGCUGUUGCGGCUUUCUCUGAAGGCAACGGGAGCUGCCAUAGCUUGUUGCGUGACGGGUUGACACCUCAAGUUCGGGAUUCAGAUUGUGCUCUCUCUCUUCUGUCAUCUCCACUGUCGCAUACACCCGGAAUCGGUUCAAGCAACACGGUGCAAUCCUUGGGUCCGAGCCUGCAAAACUACAUUAUAGAGCCAAUGGGUUCAGUUAUUGCCAAUGUCAGCACGACUACUACGGUCCACGGCGCAGGAAUGUUUCACCUGGAUUCCGGUGAAUCAUCUGGAAGUGAAGCCCCUCGAACUCUUCCCUUUCACUGGCAGUAGGAAAUUCAAAACCUUUGCCCCUCAAACACUUCCCUUUUGUUAUUUCUUUGCUCGGGUUUGGAUUCAGACUUCGUUUUACUUUUUCUCAAUCC
Molecule: messenger RNA, 1200 nt
Organism: Hibiscus syriacus
Lineage: Eukaryota; Viridiplantae; Streptophyta; Magnoliopsida; Malvales; Malvaceae
Product: squamosa promoter-binding-like protein 13A
Exons: 3
Coding region: 26-1108 (360 amino acids)
Cellular component (GO): nucleus
Molecular function (GO): DNA binding
Source: RefSeq, a predicted model, not a curated record